UUUUCUUUUAAUUCCUUAAUCAAGACCAUUUCUUUUAUUUUCCUACCCUGAGAAGAAUUAAUUAGGCUCUUAUCACUUCCAUAAGUAGAAGAGCAGGGGAAACGAAAAUAGUACUAGAAGUUGGUGGCCUUAGUCUCCAUAUUUCAGAGUAACUGUUUCCCACCCUUUUUAUUUUCGUUUGCUUUUUCAUUACUGAUUAGUGAUCAGUGAAGAGCUGGACCCAUGACCCUUUCCAUGUUUUGAGAGUUGUUAAUCUGAACUGAAGAUAGAGAUUGAGGAAAACCAGUAGCUAGUGGUUGUGUGUUAAGAGUGAUGGAUAGCUCCGAAAUCAAGUCACCAGCAGAAGGCUCCCAACAGGGGACACCAGGAAAUUCACUGCGUAGAAAGAAGCUAGCCAUAUACUUCAUUGAGUCUGAGGAUAGAAGGAUGGCCUUUGGUCGUGGGUACACAGCAGGAUCUACACCAGUUGAUAUCCAUGGCAAAUCCAUUGUUGAUCUUUCAAAGACUGGUGGUUGGAUUGCUGCCUUCUUUAUAUUUGGAAAUGAAAUGGCAGAAAGAAUGGCUUAUUUCGGCCUUUCGGUUAACAUGGUGGCCUUUAUGUUUUAUGUGAUGCAUAGACCUUUUACAAGUUCAUCCAACGCAGUCAACAAUUUCUUAGGAAUAUCACAAGCUUCCUCCGUGCUCGGUGGUUUUCUAGCCGAUGCAUAUCUUGGACGCUACUGGACCAUAGCCAUCUUCACUACAAUCUAUCUUGCGGGUUUAACAGGAAUAACACUAUGUGCAACAAUAAGCAAGUUUGUACCGAACCAAGAAGAGUGUGACCAAUUUUCUCUACUAUUGGGAAACUGUGAGGCAGCAAAACCGUGGCAGAUGACAUACCUCUACACGGCUCUAUACAUCACAGCGUUUGGAGCUGCAGGGAUAAGGCCAUGCGUGUCUUCUUUUGGAGCAGACCAGUUUGAUGAGAGAAGCAAAAACUACAAGGCACACCUUGACAGAUUCUUCAACAUCUUCUAUCUGUCAGUGACCAUAGGUGCAAUUGUGGCCUUCACAGUGGUGGUGUACGUGCAGAUGAAAUUUGGAUGGGGAUCUGCAUUUGGGUCACUGGCAAUUGCAAUGGGAAUAUCUAACAUGGUCUUCUUCAUAGGCACUCCAUUGUACAGGCACAGGUUGCCAGGAGGUAGCCCUCUUACUCGUGUUGCUCAAGUCUUGGUUGCUGCAUUUAGAAAGAGAAAUGCCUCUUUUGGUAGCAGUGAGUUCAUAGGCUUGUAUGAGGUUCCUGGCAGACAGUCUGCUAUCAAGGGAAGUAGAAAGAUUUCUCACACUGAUGAUUUCAGGUUUCUUGACAAGGCAGCUCUGCAAUUGAAAGAAGAUGGUGCUAAUCCGAGUCCUUGGAGACUGUGUACUGUGACUCAAGUAGAAGAAGUGAAGAUCCUUAUGAAACUUAUCCCCAUACCAGCUUGCACAAUCAUGCUGAACGUGGUCUUAACAGAGUUUCUCACUCUCUCAGUCCAGCAGGCUUACACUCUCAACACCCACUUGGGUCGCUUGAAACUCCCAGUUACAUGCAUGCCUGUAUUCCCAGGCCUCAGUGUUUUCCUCAUACUUUCUCUCUACUACUCCAUUUUUGUCCCCGUCUUUCGACGCAUCACGGGCCAUCCCCACGGUGCAUCUCAGCUUCAGAGGGUAGGAAUUGGGUUGGCAGUGUCUAUUCUAUCAGUGGCAUGGGCUGCAAUAUUUGAAAGGUACAGAAGAAACUAUGCAAUAAAACAUGGGUAUUUGGCUAGUUUCCUCACAGCAAUGCCCAACCUAAGUGCAUAUUGGUUGUUGAUCCAAUACUGCCUCAUAGGUGUGGCUGAAGUAUUUUGCAUUGUGGGGUUAUUGGAAUUCCUAUAUGAGGAAGCCCCUGAUGCCAUGAAGAGCAUAGGGUCUGCUUAUGCUGCACUAGCUGGUGGCUUGGGUUGUUUUGUGGCCACCAUCAUAAACAACAUCAUCAAAUCUGCCACUGGCAACUUAGACAAAGGCCAACCAUCUUGGCUGUCUCAAAACAUCAACACUGGCAGGUUUGAUUACUUCUACUGGCUUCUCACAGCUUUGAGCAUCAUCAACUUCGCCAUCUUCGUAUAUUCGGCGCAUAGAUACAAGUACAGGGAACACCAAGUUCAUGAGAUGGAGAAACAUGAAAUGACAUAUGUUGGGAGCUCCUAGCUAGCUACAUAGGAACUCAACUCAUACCAACACAAAGUGCUGUCUUUGUUCCAUUGAAUAACUUGUAAUAGUCUUCUUGAAUGGUAAAAAAUUACCGUCAAGAUUUUCAAUAUUAAGUCGUCAUAGGGAUUGAAAACGCAAACUAGCUAGGGAGUAUUCUGCAUAAGACAAUGGAUUUGGUGGUGAUGGACGAUUAAACACUUACAUGUAAGCAAAGAUGAAAACAAGAUAAUUGCAUAAAUGUUUUUCUUUUAUGAAGAUUUAUGCAAGUUAGUUGAAAA
Messenger RNA from Glycine soja, 2489 nucleotides. RefSeq names its product protein NRT1/ PTR FAMILY 6.1. Gene Ontology annotation, biological process: oligopeptide transport; transmembrane transport. Bases 313 to 2208 code for a protein of 631 amino acids. The record is from RefSeq and is a predicted model, not a curated record. Gene Ontology annotation, molecular function: transmembrane transporter activity. The transcript has 4 exons. NCBI's taxonomy places the organism in Eukaryota, Viridiplantae, Streptophyta, Magnoliopsida, Fabales, Fabaceae. Gene Ontology annotation, cellular component: membrane.